AUGCAAACAAAAUCGCCCUCGACUGUGAGCGGAGCAGAAUGUCAGCUGUCCCGUGGUGGUAGUGUACGGAAUGAAGCAACGAUCCAGUACCCAAUUGAUUCAGCUGCCAGUACUGUCCCGUUAUGUCGUCCCAUCACAGAGCCAACCGAGGCGUUCUUCAUGGAGCGAUAUUGCAACAUUCUCGGCCCCUGGUUCGACAUGUUCGACACCAUCAAACACUGGUCACUCGCAGUGCCACAUCUAUCAUUAUCCAACCGAUCCUUGUUCCGAUCCAUAAUUGCAAGCUGUGCAAAGCAAUACUCCUUGGUAUCAGGAGAGAGCUCAAUCUACGCCCUUGACCAGUAUAACCAUGGCCUCAAAGAACUGACGCGAGCCUUGGGCAAUGCAGAGUCGACAGGGUGUCCUGCGGUCUUUGCAUCGUGUUUGCUCACAGGCUACUGCGAAAUGAUCGAUGCCAAAAGUCUCGACUGGCAUACCCACCUGAGAGGCACAUUCUCUCUGUGUUCAAGUCAGGGCUGGCAUGGACGAUCCGGCGGCGUGGCUCAGUCUUGCUUCUGGGUGUACUGUCGAAUGGAUCUGCUGGCCUCGAUAGCCAGAGCUCGACAUACUCUGCUUGACCCAUCACGCUGGCUUCCCAAUGGAGCUUCGUUGGCUCCGCCCCAUCAUGCUCACGACUGGGAGCUCGAUUCAUGGUGCAAUCAAGUGGUGAUACUCCUCGCCCACACCCAUAAUUUACUGUGUGACGUUCGACAGGCUUUGCGCACCCCAACAGAGCAAUCAGAGCUGGAAGACCGAUGGAAUAGAAUCUCCUCAUCUCUGGAUCUCCAUGAGAGCAAUCGUCCGGUCGCCUUCCGUCCGAUCAUUGACUUACCCCCAAAGGACCCCCGGGUGCCAUUCAGGCAGAUCAUAUACGUAUCAGCCGCCGCAUGUGCCGCAACGCAAAUGAUGGAUCUAGCCUGUCUGUUCCGCAUCCUCGCCUUCCCAGACCGGACACCCGGUGAAAGAGCCGUCCGGCUCAUGUCCGAGUUCGCAUCCAGAGAAGCCAUCCGUCUGAGCCGCAAGAUUGUGUCGAACAGCAUCACGAAUCGGCAUCCUAUCGCUUGGGCCAACGCCGUUCAGUUGCUGUCCAGUGCCGGCACAAUCCUCGUCGGUCGAGCCGAAAGAGCAGCACUGCUACAGGUGUUGGACGACAUCAGGCUUGAAACUGGCUGGAGUACGCUCGGCACAUGCCAGAAUCUGCAUGCUUGGUGGGAACCUUUUUGGCCAGAUGGCGAGCAUCAUCUCGAUACUGCAGAUGAUGAUGAGACGAUCCGCCGUGUUGGUAGGUGUUUGAUCAGCCUUUCCGCAUAG
Messenger RNA from Exophiala bonariae, 1350 nucleotides. RefSeq lists its product as uncharacterized. Lineage: Eukaryota; Fungi; Ascomycota; Eurotiomycetes; Chaetothyriales; Herpotrichiellaceae. The coding region runs from base 1 to 1350 and encodes 449 amino acids. The record is from RefSeq and is a predicted model, not a curated record. Gene Ontology annotation, molecular function: DNA-binding transcription factor activity; transcription cis-regulatory region binding. The transcript has a single exon. Gene Ontology annotation, cellular component: nucleus. Gene Ontology annotation, biological process: positive regulation of transcription by RNA polymerase II.